AUGGCUUCCUCGAUACUAAUGUCCUUUGCUCCGGCCACUGUGAGAUGCUUCGCCACGGGAGCUAAGGGAACCACCAACACCACCACCACCACGAAAGAAGAGAAGAGUAUCAUUGACUUCGUUCUUGGCAGUUUGACCAAGCAAGAUCAGUUUUACGAGACCGAUCCUCUACUCAAGAAGGUGGACGAUAAAGAAGGAACCACCGGAGGUAACGGUGGCCGUAAAACGGUUUCAGGCGGAAAGAACUCGGUGGCAGUGCCACAGAAGAAGAAUGGUGGUGGCUUCGGUGGUCUCUUUGCCAAGAAAUGA
Molecule: messenger RNA, 309 nt
Organism: Eruca vesicaria subsp. sativa (arugula)
Lineage: Eukaryota; Viridiplantae; Streptophyta; Magnoliopsida; Brassicales; Brassicaceae
Source: the annotation of a GenBank genome assembly